AAUCACUAUAUAUAGCAUGAUAUAACUGCUAAAUGCUUUGUAUAUCACAUAGAAUAAUUAGUCUUUUUUGUAACAAGUCAUGCCAUUUCACAUUUAUUUGCAAUACUUUCUCUAUUUCAUCUCAAUAUUAUCGUAAGAAAAAAAUUAUCACCGGCAAGCCAUAUAGAACGGAAGAAGAAUUGGCUCAAAAGUUUAUUGACCACAAGUUGAUAAAAGUCUAUGCAGGCAAAGGAGGAGAUGGAAGAUCAUCGUUUUUGAGAGAAAAAAAUCGUCCUAUGGGUGGACCUGAUGGUGGAAACGGUGGAAAUGGAGGCAAUGUUGUAUUUGUAGCUGAUUCCAAUAUGAAAUCUUUAGAAAAGUUAUUGCCAUUAUACCAGGCUGAUGACGGAAUAGAUGGCGGAGGAUAUAAUUGCUUUGGAAAGAACGGAAAGGAUAAAUUUGUUAAGUUUCCAGUCGGUACUUAUUUCAGAUGUGAAGAUGGUUCAGUAGUUGAAGACUUGGUGAAACAUGGCGAUGAAUUUGUAGCAGCUUAUGGUGGAUUAGGUGGAAAGGGUAAUAGAUUUUUUGUUACAAAUACUGAAACUGUACCAGAAGAGUGUACUCCUGGCCAGCCAGGAGAUGCUAGAGUUUUUGUUGCGGAAUUACGAACGCUUGCACAUGCAGGAUUAAUAGGCUUUCCGAAUGCUGGAAAAUCCACGCUGCUUCGGAUUUUAACUCGAGCAAGACCGCAGGUUGGCGAUUAUCAGUUCACAACUUUACGGCCUCAUGUCGGGAUUCUUCAUUUUGAAGAUUUUACUCAAAUAGCAAUUGCAGAUAUUCCUGGAAUUAUAGAAGGGGCACACAAGAAUCAAGGUCUCGGAUUAACAUUUCUUCGUCACAUUGAACGAUGUAGAUUUUUUAUAUUUUUAUUAGAUCUGUCAGAACCAGAUCCGUGGCAACACCUUCAGACGCUAAGGAAGGAAUUAUCUGAGUAUGAAAAGGUUUUAUCAGAAAGACCUUCCAUAUAUGUCGCCAAUAAGUUGGAUCUUCCAGAAGCCAAAGAACAUUUGUUAGACUUUACAAACCAAUUUAAAACAGAAUUUGGUGAAGAUAAAAAGUUAGUUUUGCUUUCUGGAAAAUAUGGACAAAAUUUAGAAGAACUGAUACACACUAUUAGAUAUUUUUAUGAUGAAGAUAUAAGGGUAAAUCAAAUGCAUGGAAUGACCUCACCUAUGAGAUGGUGACAAUACACGUGGCAUUUCGGUAUACCGAAUUUGAACGCAUCUGAUAAAACUUUCACAGAAGCUCGAAAAGUUGAUUUUUUAAUCUAACCCAAAUGGGCCAUUGGCAAUGACAAUCCGGUCCGGGAAAAAGAGUGAGAGAUUUAUUAAAGCAAAGUAUCCACUACUAUAAAUAGGAUAGUUAUGUGCAAGAGGAUUGCUGGAUUUCUAGCCGCCGUAGGGUGGUUCACGUAGCCGCUGUUCGGUUAUGGCUUCCUCCACUAUCAAGUCCAUGCUUCCGAAAACAAAUACUUAACCUAUCCUAUAAAUGUAAGCCAAUGAAUAAAAUAAUUUAACAGUAAUCGAUUAAUCGUCUGUUGGUGUGGUCAGUGUGCAAGACCGAUCACUUUGCCUCUCGACCCUUGUGUAUGUGCUGUCUAUGAUUUAUUAAAAGUUCAUCACCUCAAUCUACAAAUGCAUACAUGAACUUUGAAACCUAUUUAUAUAAAACCUUUAGAAGCAAAUAGGUACAUAUGCAGACUUUUUGACAGUUUGGGCUGAUAAUUUCGAGUAACGUUGGUAUCAUAUUGUAAAGAUUUUUCAAUCCUAGACAACUAACUCUGUUGUUCAACAUCAGCAGAGUAAAUUAUGCGCUAACAGUUUUGAUUGAUACAUUAUAGUCUGUAUUCAUGACUGAGUGUUGCAUGUGUAUCAACACGUCUCAAAUCUUUUUUACCUUAAUUGUCCCGAAUUCAUUUGAUUCGUCUUAA
Messenger RNA from Styela clava, 1969 nucleotides. RefSeq names its product mitochondrial ribosome-associated GTPase 2-like. Gene Ontology annotation, molecular function: magnesium ion binding; GTPase activity; GTP binding. The record is from RefSeq and is a predicted model, not a curated record. Lineage: Eukaryota; Metazoa; Chordata; Ascidiacea; Stolidobranchia; Styelidae. Gene Ontology annotation, cellular component: mitochondrion.